Messenger RNA from Ectocarpus siliculosus, 1467 nucleotides. The record is from the annotation of a GenBank genome assembly. Lineage: Eukaryota; Phaeophyceae; Ectocarpales; Ectocarpaceae.
GAGACACCAAGCAGCCUCCCCUACACCACCGUCCGUGCUCGAGAUAGACAAGUACCUCGUACAACGAAGAUGAAGUUUUUCAUGGCCGUCACCCUGUUGGGGUUGGCGUGGGCUGCCACUGCUAACCCUGAGGAAGAGCACAUGGAGCGUAAAUUGAAAACGGCCGAAAUGGUUGGCCACAUGAACCGCCACCUACGAGACGCCGGCGAAGGCCGCUUGUCCCGGAAAGAAGCCACCCAACUGAAGAGGCAGGCCCGCGAGGAAGAACUCGAGUCGAAGAAAGCUAGCAAGGAAUCCGGCAAGGAAGCCAUGCGUGCGGAGAAAAUGCGUCGCGCUGCGGAACACCUUGCCGACCACCACCACCAGCACCUCCACAUGAAGCCUGAACGUAGGGGUCAAAAGCACUCCCCGGACUCUGCGAAGAACAUGCAGCAGAAGAAGUCGCUUCAGAAGCUCGCCCGGGAUAUGUCGCACGGCUUUGACCCCGCUGCUGUGCACGAGGCGAUGGGCAGGAGGCCCCCCGGUGCCCGCGAGACGGCGCACGAGCCCCACGCCUCCGCCCGGACUGGUCACCAAGUGCCGCACUCGAGGCGCAAGAAGCUGAACCCUGCCGACGUCAAGAAAGCGCAGCACAACCUGGCCAAGGCAGCGCACGCCAUGCACAAAGCGGGCCACGAGGAUGCCCAGGUCGAUGCCGCGGAACCGGCCAAGGAUGGAGAGGAGUGAGUGAGAAGCGUGGAGGGAACCUUAGCAUUGGUGACCCCUCCGCCCUCUCAAAGUCCACACUAUUUGCUCGUCCGCGACGAUGGGCAGCCGGGUGAAAGAGCUGUACCAGUAGGUACGAAUUGGUUCUUGGGCUUGUCGUGCAAGUGUACACAGUACACCAUUAGUUUUCUUCGUUUGGUACGUUGCAAGUCAAAAAUGUUUCCAAGCCGGAAGCGUUGUGCCCGGGCGUGGGUCACAGGCCUGGUCCAGUCGACACCUACGUAGUUUGUGUUUACCACGUGUGCGAGCUAGUACAACGUUAUGUAUGGCUCUCUCUAACUGGAGGAUUGAUUGCUUUAGUUGGAACAUAUGUUCGCUCCAUCAUCGCAAGUAGGCCCCAACGGUUCAUCUCCCAUGCAACUCGAACUCUGCGGCCACGAAGAGGGGCACCACCAAGAGUGUGUGGCUUUUGGGGGAUCGCGCGCUUUUCACUGGGGAUGUUUUUAAGUUGUUUUGUUGUUCUCGCAUGCAAACCGCCGGAGGCCAGUGCGCUCUGUCCGGGACAUGCGUUCCUCCGGUCUUGGUUCAAGCUAAAUAUUUUCUUGUUAGCUUCAGAGGUACGCAUAGCGCGGCACAUGCAGGGAUAACGCAACAGCAAUUGACUGAAUCUGAGCCCCGGUCGCUUGGGAAAAGUGCGGGCAUAGUGCACUUGUUCCUGAUGCCCUACACAAACGAAGCGGCGAACACAAAAAAAGGUUGUGC